Messenger RNA from Manis pentadactyla (Chinese pangolin), 4824 nucleotides. RefSeq names its product G2 and S-phase expressed 1 (gene GTSE1). Gene Ontology annotation, cellular component: cytoplasmic microtubule; microtubule cytoskeleton. Gene Ontology annotation, molecular function: microtubule binding. The transcript is spliced from 13 exons. The record is from RefSeq and is a predicted model, not a curated record. NCBI's taxonomy places the organism in Eukaryota, Metazoa, Chordata, Mammalia, Pholidota, Manidae. The coding region runs from base 2168 to 4447 and encodes 759 amino acids.
CAUAUCCUGAGGGGGGCCUGCCCUCCCAUCCUGACCUGUCCUUUCCUGCCGGUUCCCAGCAGAGCCUGCUCACACCCCAUCUGCCCUCCCCUCUCCUGUUCCAAGGAAGAUAAAACUUAGCCAGGGAAGCAGGAACCCUGCACCUCCUCCGGGAUGCCUCCCACUCCCUGUCUGCAGGGUGCUGGGGGUGCCUCCUCUGUCCCACAGCCCUUGGCAUUUGCCCUUGCUAUUGUACCUUUCCUCCCAGCUGUGACCUCCUUGGGUCAGGGACAGCAUCUGUGUCCCAGCAUCACCAGCACAGGGCCCGCACUGAGCACCUGUCAGUAAAUGUUGGUGAGUGAACCCAUGAAUGAAUGCAAAAAUAAGUGAAGCAGGAUCCUCCGGGGGUAGGAAGCAAUGAACCUACAGUGGGAAGGCCAAUGCUAGAAGAGGGGAGGCCAAGCAGAGAGGAAGAUGUCGUUCAGAGCUACUGAGCACCUACUAUGUGCUGACACUUUGGGGAGAAGGGCAUCAGGAGUGGGUGUUGGGGACCCUCACUCUGAGCAGACGUCCCGGGGGCUGUGGGGAUCUGACACCUGGACCAAGUGCCUUGGUCUGAGACACGCUGGACUCCCACUGCAGUUGCAUGGUCAUGAGUCAGGCCUGGGCCUUGGGACCGGGGAUUGAGCAUAGGCAAGGCCAAAGCAGCCACUGCCUUCAGGAGGAAGGGAGCCUGGGGCUCCGAGACUGGUGGGCCCCACAAGGCAAGGCUGCCUGAGGGUGUGCAGGACCCUGGAGAGACAGCCGGCAGACCACCUGGCCCAGUGCCCACCCUCAAGCCCGUCACUAUCCAGGCCUGAAGCCACGGCCACUCCUGGACUUCCCUAUUCCUUGAGCCAUUAAAUUCUCCUCUUUCUAAAGCUGCUUUUCUGCUACUUGCAAACCAGAGGUUCUUCUGAUACCUGAGAUGGGAUAUGCACUUGGGGUCUAAUUGGAUGCCGUCACUCUCCUCCAGUUAGGCAGGAACCUGAGCAAAAUAUGACAAAACUCAGAAGGGAGCCCACAAAGGCUCAGCUGGGAAAGGCAGGGUCCAGGGACCCAGCACUUCAGAGUGCAGUGGGGGUGAAGAGGGAGGCGGAAGGCUGUAGAGAGAGCCCCUAGGUAGAAAAGAGGUGUCAGCAAUGCCAGGACAAGCCAAAAGGAGGGUGCAGAGGGCAGGCCACGCUCCUUUCAAGCUGCUGGGACUCCCCACGCCCCUACCCAGCUCUCACACCCUGAGCUCCUGCCUGGUGCCCAGCGCUGGGCUGGGUGAGGCUGGGGGACAGUGUCGACUGAGAGCCUGCCCUGUCCUCAAGAAGCUCAGCCUCAUGCGGGGCUGGACACGAGGUCAGACAUGAAGAGGAGCCACAGCCACAUGGGGUGAUUGGUGUGGGUGGCAUGAAGCCAGGGACACGGAGCCCAGAGGUGGCCCCAGCCAGUCUGGAAGGCUUCUUGGCAGAGGUCCUAGAGCCUGAUGGCUGCCCUCUGGACAGCUCUCCUCCCAACCUGCCCCAAAUAAAUAUUUCACCAUCCUCCUGAAAAUGGUGCUCUCCCUCCAGGGCUGGGCCCUUCCCAGGCAGUCCCUGUGAGCCACGCCCGGCUCCUCCCCGCCGCACCCUGCCUCACCCAACAGCUCCAGACAACUAGAGCAACAGCUUCAUGACUCUGUGCCCUGGCGGAGCGCUUCAUUUGAUCCUCAAGCCCAUGAGGUGGGUUCACAGGCCAGGGUUCAAAUAAAGAGCUGGGAUCAGAACCAAGUCCCUGCCACACACAGCUGCCCUGCUGCCCAGCCCGGGGGCACACACGGUACAGACUCUGAGGAAGUCCAGGACCCCCGCCGCCCCGCACCACGCAGACCCAAACGGCCUUCCGCAGCACGCCAGCCCGUCUGCACGCGGAGGCAGUGCGCAUGCGCGCCUCACCCCUCCCCGGGGCGCCGCGACUACAGCCCCCAGGAUGCAGCGCGCGAGGCGACGUUGAUGCCGUUCAAACAGGCCAAUCGGGAGUCCGCGCCGCGCCGCGCGGCGUUUAAAUCCAGGGCCGAGGCGGGGCGGCCGCGACCUGCAGCUCCGGUGCCCGGACAGCUCUCGCCGUGGAAGGGGGAGGCGGCAGCGACGUGCCCACAGCCAGCCAGGCAGGAGCAGCGGAGAUGGACGUCCGCGGGAAGGAUGACAUUCUUCUUCUGGCCGAUGAAGAAUUUGACUUCGAUCUUUCACUGUCGUCUUCAAGUGCAAAUGAAGAUGACGAAGUCUUUUUUGGACCCAUCGGACAUAAAGAAAGAUGUAUUGCUGCGAGCUUAGAAUUAAAUAGUCAGAUUCCCAAAGAACCUUUUGUGCCAGCAUCAGAAAGUCACUUCUCUUGGAGUCCUCUUACCGGAGAAAAAUUUGUGGAAGUUUAUAAAGAAGCUCACUUGUUGGCCUUACAGAUAGAAAGCAACAGCAAAAGCGAGGCGGCCCUAGCCGCCAGGCCCGAAGCCCCUUGGAGCCACGGCGUGGAAAGGUUCAUACAGGAGUCAAAAUUAAAGAUAAGCCUCUUUGAAAAAGAAAACGCGAUGCGGAAAAGCCCCGUGUCCCUGAAAAGGGAGACAUACUCCCUGUCCGACAGCCCCCCGAGUGGCCUGCGGCCCCCUGGAGCCCAGCCCGCCUCGGGCGCGGAUCUGCGGAGCGCUCCUGCCCAGGCCAGGCCCACCCCGACCCCGCGGCCACCGCACUCUGCUCGCUGUCCUUUGCCGGUGGAACCAGGCACUGCUUACCCUGUGAAACAGGCGGUGGCGCAGAAGAGGGUCACCAGCAAACUGCUGCCGCCCCGAGCAUCAUCUGUGAGAGGAAAAGCCGCUCUCUUGGCCAUGGAGAAGCCUAUGAAAGAGGUAUCAGCUGGUCCUUCCAGGAUGAAAACUCUGAAUGAAAAGGAGUCCCACAGGGACAGGCCCCCUGACAGGCCCAGUGCUGCCCAGGAUGUCGCCAGCUUGCCAGCCAGCGGAAGCCACUUGGUCCAAGGCAAGCGAUCACUCCCUGCUCCAAACAAGCUGGGGCUGAAGAAAACUCUGUUAAAACCACCUGGUUGUGCUGGCGGUAUUCCAAGAAAACCAUCCUCCUCGCAGUCUGUCCCGGCUGUGGCUCCGGGUGUGCGCGCCUCUCCAGCUGCAGGCAAGACCCCAGCCACGCCACGCUCAGACUGCGUCCACCCCGGCGAGGUCUCAGCUGCUAUCUGUCCCUCGGAGACUAUUUUCACAGAACGCAAAGGCUCAUUAGAAGCUAAAUCAAGUGAACUUGCAAACCCUCCUGCAGACAGGUCGCGGCCUCGGUCCAACACCAGCCAGUCAGGCAGGACGGGAUACGCCAGGCCAGGGCAGUGUGUGCAAGCAGGCCCUGCAGGUGCGUCCUGCAGGCCGAGCAAGUGGGCUGCGCUUGCUGAGCUGACCCCGGGGCAGGCCCAGGGGCCCACCACAGCACCUCUCACCCAGCCCCAGAGUCCAGAGAAGGGAGCCCGGAGGCUGAGCUCGCAUUCCCGUGUGUCACACUCUUCCCAGCCUGAAGCAGCCGGGAGAAUGAGAAGAAGAGAUUCUUAUCUAAACGCCAAGACAAUGGCUAUGCCCACCCCCACAAGUCAAUUUAAAAUUCCUAAGUCUUCCACUGGUGAACCCCCAGAUGGCGGGACGCCAAAGUUCUCCCAGGCACAGAGGCCUCAGACGUGCACGUCAGUGGGGAGGGUUGUCCCCGGCACCCCUGCUAGACGCUCGUCAGGGCCAGCCCCACAGAGCCUUUUCAGCAACACGAGGACCCCUGUGAGCAGGAGGCGAGCGUCAGCCUGGGCCACACCUGCCGGCUGGCGACUCUCCGCCCUGCCCUUGCUGACCCCUAGAACCGUGCCCAGGGCUCCGGUUUCUCCCCCGUGUGUGCCUGCUCAACGACUCUCUUCUGAGCCCCAGAAAAAGUCUGCAGUGAGGACUGCACCAGUGAGGGAGGCCAGCAGCAAGGCUGCUUCCGGGCACUCAGGCUUGUCCCCUGAUGCAAGUUUUUCUCCAUCUUCUGUGCCACAGGCACUUAACUUUUCUCCAGAGAAGAGGGAUUUUGCCUUUUCAAAAGCUGCACUGGAUGGAGCACAGCCACCUGAAGAUUCAUCCCCUGCUGAGGCUAUUCUCGUGGAUGUUAAACCGGACCAGCUUACCAUCACUUCAGAAGCCAGCAGCACAUCCCUCCCCGACCUGCCUCUCAUUGACUUUUGUGAUACUCCAGAAGCAAAUGUGGCUUUGGCGUCUGAAAGCAGACCUCUGAUCGACCUCCUUAUAAACACUCCAGACCUGAGCAGAGAGGCCCCAUCUAAGUCUCUCGCUGACGUGGGGCAGCUGAUAGACUUGGCUUCUCCUCUGAUCCAGCCGAGACCUGAGGCCGACAAAGAAAACGUGGAUUCGCCACUUCUCAAGUUCUGAGUAGAAUGAUCCUUUGGGUUUUACUCUUUGUUAAAAGAAUCAUCAGUCCUAAAGUGGUUUUCAGCCCUUAGAAAUAAAUUCUAAGAGGAACUGUACUGAAGAAAUUAAAGAAAAACAACCCAAAGAGAAGUUGCUGGGCCUGGAGAUGGCCGCAGGACCGUGGGCUUCUGCUGCCGAGAUCGCCGCCGCCCAGCGGCUUCCCUCCGCGCUGCCCCGCACGCUGCUCGGGGUGCAGCGCUGGAGUCGCUCCGCAGGAGGAUUUUGUUUUGAAUCUUGUGUGUGUAAAAUAGCAAGUGCCUUUUAAAAAUUUAGUUUGUAUGAAAAGUUAAAUACUCUAGAUUUAAACUGUAAAAUAAAUGAAAAUGUAUUAAAGCAUU